Molecule: messenger RNA, 1205 nt
Organism: Xenopus tropicalis (tropical clawed frog)
Lineage: Eukaryota; Metazoa; Chordata; Amphibia; Anura; Pipidae
Gene: kdelr1
Product: KDEL endoplasmic reticulum protein retention receptor 1
Biological process (GO): protein retention in ER lumen
Cellular component (GO): membrane; COPI-coated vesicle membrane; endoplasmic reticulum membrane
Molecular function (GO): ER lumen protein retrieval receptor activity
Source: RefSeq, marked provisional
CCGCUCCCCAAUACCGGCUACUUUAUUCUAUACACUAUAGCUGUAGCGCUGAGCAAGCACCCCUGGCCCCUAGUGAGCUGCCCCAUUAGAGAGCCUGUCAGUCACAAUGAAUAUCUUUAGGUUCCUGGGGGAUAUUUCCCAUCUCUCUGCCAUCCUCAUCCUCCUGCUGAAAAUCUGGAAGUCCAGGUCCUGUGCAGGGAUCUCUGGGAAAAGUCAGCUGCUCUUUGCCAUUGUUUUCACUACACGAUAUCUCGACCUGUUCACAAACUUUAUCUCCCUCUACAAUACAUCCAUGAAGAUGGUGUAUGUUGCCAGUUCCUACGCCACAAUAUGGAUGAUAUACAGCAAAUUUAAAGCUACUUACGACGGGAAUCAUGACACUUUCCGGGUGGAGUUCCUUAUUGUCCCAACAGCAAUUUUGGCAUUUCUUGUAAACCACGAUUUCACUCCACUAGAGAUCCUUUGGACCUUCUCAAUUUACCUAGAAUCAGUAGCCAUAUUGCCUCAGCUUUUCAUGGUCAGCAAGACUGGGGAAGCUGAGACCAUCACCAGUCAUUAUCUCUUUGCUUUGGGAAUCUACCGGGCGCUGUACCUCUUCAACUGGAUCUGGCGUUACCAGUUUGAGGGAUUCUUUGAUCUCAUUGCAAUUGUUGCUGGGCUGGUACAGACUGUUCUGUACUGUGACUUCUUUUACCUGUAUAUCACCAAAGUUCUAAAGGGGAAGAAGCUCAGUUUACCAGCAUAAAACACCAGACUGCCUUCUUCUGCGUCGCAAACUGUUUUGGACCCCACUAAAAGGAAACAAAGUAGGAAAAGGGAAAGUUCAUUGAACCAGAAACGGCACGAAUGGUGAAUAGGAGUUGCUUUCCGCAUUUCCACUAUGCUCCCAAAAUGAUAAUAAAAGAAAGACUUCAGAAAAUACAUACUACAGCCAAGCUGGCUUCUGACCUUUUUUGUUUUUUUUGUUUUUUUUACAAAGACUGGUCUCCAAGUCGGCAAUUUGUAGUUUGGGCCUUAGCAACAAAAAAACGAUCUUUCCAAAUCUGUAUUUCUUGCUAAAUUGUUUCUUAUUAUCCAUAUCUUGCAUCCCUGAUUGUUUCCAGGAGAUGUCUGAAACCAAGAACACAUACCUAUUUCUGUAAUCAGCCUAUUUUACAGAUAUAUCAGUUUUUUUUAAAUAACAAUUAAAGAUCUCCUAGACAGUU